Messenger RNA from Bombus pyrosoma, 10402 nucleotides. RefSeq names its product neuronal acetylcholine receptor subunit alpha-7-like. NCBI's taxonomy places the organism in Eukaryota, Metazoa, Arthropoda, Insecta, Hymenoptera, Apidae. Gene Ontology annotation, molecular function: transmembrane signaling receptor activity; acetylcholine-gated monoatomic cation-selective channel activity. The transcript has 12 exons. The coding region runs from base 921 to 2621 and encodes 566 amino acids. The record is from RefSeq and is a predicted model, not a curated record. Gene Ontology annotation, biological process: regulation of membrane potential; signal transduction; nervous system process. Gene Ontology annotation, cellular component: postsynaptic membrane; neuron projection; synapse.
GUCCAGCGUUGGUCGCCGGCGAGGGCGCAUCUGACAUUCCUGUGACAAAAGAUACGGACGGGGACACUUGAGGACAUUGGAGAAACGGUGGAACAUCCGCGAUAACCAUCGAUCUCGAACGGAUCAGAAGGAUGUUAACCGUGGUAGUAGUAGCGUCACGGUGCUGACAGUCAGACGCGCUCUGGGAAUCGGCGGGGAUCGGACGGCGUGGAAUAACUAGGAUCGGAAGUCGGUCGAAUGAGCUGGCUCACCGACAGACGACGACGACGACGACGACGACGACGCGUCUGUGAGCCGUGCAAGUAAUUUUCGUGUACAUACUCGCGACUACUCGCUAUUCCGUGUGCGGGUCUGUUGUUUCUGAUACAACGGAAUACGAAUCGGAGCAAGUCGUGCGUAUAUCAGGGUGGGAGGCAGAGAGCUAGAAACGCGAGCACACAGGGAAAAUAGAGAGUUGUGUGAAAUUGAGCCGAGAGUACGAGUACAACGAGAGUAGAUAAAAGAGAAGAAGAGAAAUGUCCUCGAUGCCCAACGAUGCCGCACCAAGGCACAACCGAGCUGCUGAAGCUUAGUGCGUGCGAGGUGUACGCGCAGGGACACGCUGCAGGUCCACUGAGGCUGUCACGUGCCCCUGAUAGAACGAAAACGAUGCCAUUGCCGUGUUCAAGGCACGUAAAUUCAGGUGGACCCUCGGAAGACUGAAGACCCCAGGCUCGGGUGGAAAGUUUGCACGAAAACGUAAGAAAUCUCACAGUGCCUACGGGAUCCAGCUGGUUCGUUCCUGUUCGACGCGUUUGCAGCCACGUGCGAGGACAACCGAAUAGUGAGGAGGUGGAGGAGGCGGAGAAGAAGCCGGUGGUGGCGGAGGUGGUGGUGAUCGAGGAAGGAGCGAACUGCUCCGAUUCCUCAAUCGUGCAAACAUGAGACGUUGGACUCUCAUGGCGGCUAUAGCCCUGGCUGCAUCGGGGCUGGUAAACGGCGGUUCUCACGAGAAACGGCUGCUAAGCGACCUGCUGGAUACGUACAACGUGCUGGAGCGCCCGGUUGGCAAUGAGUCCGAGCCCCUCGUGUUGAGCUUUGGCCUUACACUAAUGCAAAUAAUCGACGUUGACGAGAAGAACCAAUUGCUCAUCACGAACCUCUGGUUGAAAUUGGAAUGGAACGAUGUGAACAUGAGAUGGAAUACGUCGGAUUACGGGGGAGUGAGAGACCUCAGAAUUCCACCACAUAGACUUUGGAAGCCUGACGUUCUCAUGUAUAACAGCGCGGACGAAGGCUUCGACGGCACUUAUCCGACGAACGUCGUCGUGAAGAACAAUGGGACCUGCUUAUACGUACCGCCCGGCAUAUUCAAAAGCACUUGCAAGAUAGACAUUACGUGGUUCCCCUUUGAUGAUCAGCGCUGCGAGAUGAAAUUCGGCUCCUGGACGUACGACGGUUUUCAGUUGGACCUGCAACUGCAAGACGAGAGCGGAGGUGACAUCAGCAGUUUCAUCACUAACGGCGAGUGGGAUCUGUUAGGAGUACCUGGUAAAAGGAACGAAAUUUAUUACAAUUGCUGCCCAGAACCGUAUAUAGAUAUAACGUUCGUGGUUAUCAUCAGAAGGCGGACUCUUUACUAUUUCUUCAACCUCAUCGUGCCGUGUGUCCUGAUCGCCAGCAUGGCCGUUCUGGGAUUCACCUUGCCUCCCGAUUCCGGCGAGAAACUUUCUCUAGGGGUAACCAUUCUCUUGUCCCUCACUGUGUUCUUGAAUAUGGUGGCCGAGACAAUGCCAGCAACUUCGGACGCUGUGCCUCUGCUGGGAACAUACUUCAACUGUAUUAUGUUUAUGGUGGCCAGCAGUGUAGUCAGCACCAUUCUUAUUUUAAAUUAUCAUCACCGGAACUCUGACACUCAUGAAAUGUCUGAAUGGGUAAAAGUGGUAUUCCUUUAUUGGCUGCCUUGUAUACUUCGUAUGUCACGACCUAGUGAUAAAGAAGAGAGGGAGGCACAAAAGUCUCAGAAACCGUCUCCAGUCACCGGUAAUUUAGUGACACGAAAAAGCAUCGACACAAGUGCUGGCAAGAGUCACGGUGACCUGGAGCUUCGUCAGAGGAGCAGCAAAUCCCUCCUAGCGAAUGUCCUGGAUCUCGAGGACAACGCUCUGGCAUCUCAUAAUAAUCUCCUGAAUAACGUGUACAGUACCCCUGGCCCUCACCAUCACACGAUGGGCCAUGGGCACAGUCAUAUUCACACGACGCCCCAUCAUCAUCAUAGCCACGCUGCAACUCCGCAUCAUCAACACUCAACGCCACUGGCACACUCCUCUUAUCCGGGGGCGAUUCAGAUCGGUCACACGCCGCAUCAUCAUCCACAUCCGCCAGAUACGCCAGGUCCCCAGGUCGAAACAAUACUUCAAAACGCGUGUUUCUGUGCCCGAAACGAGCUCAUUAUGAUCCUCAAAGAAAUUAAGAUAAUCACGGAUCAGCUGAAGAACGAGGAGAUGAACACCAAGGUGACGAACGACUGGAAGUUCGCGGCGAUGGUGAUCGACAGAAUGUGCCUAAUCAUUUUUACUCUGUUCACCAUCAUCGCAACCAUCACCGUCCUACUGUCGGCGCCGCACAUCAUCGUCACGUGAUUUAGAAAAGUACAGAUAGCCAACUACACGUUGGCGGUCGACGAGGAUCGUGCGUUGCGCAUCGGUGCGGACGGCGAGGAACGCGAACAUGACGACUACGACGACGACGACGAUGACGACGACGACAAUGACGAUGAUGACUACCACGAUCUGGUCCAUGCUAGGAUUACGCGAACAACGUUUACAACGAUGUUUCUCCUAUGCUUGGAUGUCCAGCUGAUUGGAAGUCGAGCCUCAGAGUCAUGUGUUACGCCCCGCUUCGGGUGAUCCGCACUGUUCAUAGGAAGAAAAUGAUACAAGGACACUAGGCUCUCUGUAUUAUUUACGAUAUAUAUAUAUAUAUAUCGUAUAUAUAUAUAUAUAUAUAUGUAUACAUAAAAAGAGAUACGUAUAUGUAUACAUAUAUAUAUCUUUAUGUAGUUCAUUCGAAAAGGACGCCUUAGCGAGACACGUUGAAAAUGCGCCUACAUAGGCGCGUUAAAGGAACACUGACACGCGCGCGCGCGCUCACACCUACAUGCACACACGAUCGCAUACAAACAUGCCGGCCACGCCGAGGUAUGUGCAUCUCUGGCAUUUGUUGUGCCGCGAUAGAGAUGGAACGCGAACGAUCGCGAGCCUCGAGUUCCUUUCGGGUCGAGCUGACGCAAUUUUUUGCGGAAAAUUGGAUAUAUGCAACAUGCUGACGCUGGACUGACUAGUGAAGCGAAAGUAGUUACAUCUUCCUCAUAUUUUUUCUUCGUUGCAUAAUUUCUAUCAAGAUCAUCCAAUUUCAGGUUUGUCAAACGAAUAUAUUUAAGUUUUCGAAUGUUGGAAAUUGUAAUUCUCUUAUUAAUCGCAGUGUUAAUUUUAAUCCAAUAUCUGGUAGCUGGGAAAUAUUACGUUUUAUCCGUUUUCAUGGAUAUUACUUUUCCUUGCAUUCUGGCGAUAGCGAGAAUGGAGAAAAACAUCUUUGUCAUUGUUGUUCUUAUUGUUAAGUUAUCUUAAAGUGUCGCUUUUGAGUAAGACAGCUUGCUAUCUAUUUAACCACGUUGUGGAAAGUAUUUUAUUCUUUGAAAACUAUUUCGCUGAUGUGGCGUGACGAAUAGUUUGACUAAAAUUUUAAUGAAAACAUUCGUUUUUGAAACACGCUUCAGUAAUCGUUGCACGGGAUGCAAAUAAAUCUGCGUACACGCGUGUGAAACACGAACACGCAUACACGUACACGCACAUAUACACGCUUACACACGCAAGAGACAGAACAUAGAAACAAUGAGCACCGAGAACCGUCGAAGGGUUUAAAUUUGUUAAAGAAUAAAUCGGGUUGUCCGGUACGGUCCACGACUACGAAACGAUUUUUCGUUCGAUUCUCGUACGACCGUACCAGCCAAAGAAUCUCAUAAAAAACGAGAGAGAAAAAGAGAGAGAGAGAGGAAAGAGAGAUAUACAAACAAAAGAGAGAGAAGCUGAAGAAGGGUACACCGCUCCUUUUAUUGUGCUUAAAAGAGAGAAAAAGGUAGAGAGGAAUAAAAAAGCAGAAUGGAAACAGACGAAAGAGAACACACGAUUAAGAGCAAAGCGCACACGUUAAUAUUCUGAAAAACUGAAAAAGCAACAAAAAAAGCAAAAAAAAAGAGAAUAAUAAGUAAAAAUAAUAACUACACACAAUGAACUGCCAAAAUGUUUCAAAACAAUGCCAGUGAAUUUUAUUAUCCGUAUCACUAGUAAGUAAAAUCGACGACAACUUAAAUAAAACGGGGGAUUUAUACUACGAUUAUAAGAUGGCGUGCGACAGCGCGGCGUUUAAAACAAAAGAAAAAAAAUAAAAUACUGUUCUUUGUUAGCUCGUAAGAGAAAUCCGGCGUAAGCAAGCGGAAACAGUGAGAGAGGAAGAGAGAGAGAGAGAAAGAAAGAAAGAGAGAGAGAGGGAGGGAGAGAAAGAGAGAGAGAGAGAAAGGAAGAGAGAGAGAGAGAGAGAGGGAGAAAGAGUGACGACGCGGGUAUAUGAAUGACUUCAGAUGAAAUGAUGACGAUGGUGACGAUUGACUUAGUGCAGCAUCUUUCUUCAUUUUCACACGUUUUUUCCCUUCUAUCGGCGGACAUCGUUUGUUGUUGUCCCUCUGUACACGCUUGUACAAGCGCACACACGGUACAUACUCUCUCUCACACACCACCAACACGUACAUAGACACUACGCACUCCGUUGCGUUGAAUUUCACACACGUUACACACCCACUCCACAAAUGUCUCACACUUACGUUAACACAAGACGGACAUGCGUACACAAGCAAAAACUUUUUCAAUCUAACGUUCUAGGGAGUCAGGCUUCCGCAUCCUCGAGAUUCUCGCGUGACUCCCGGCGAACUCGACGUUCGCUAUCUAGGUAACGAGGCGUCUACCUAUCACAAUCGGAUCCGAGAUUCGCAACGCGAUUCCAAAGCAACUCGAAGCUGUUAGUGUAUAUUUACUUUUUUAAGUCGAGUCGCCUUCGAACGAUGCGAAUCUCGAAGAUCCUCGAUGGACGAGCGACCGUGCAGCUUCCUUUCGAAUAUUCCCGAACGCAGUCCGGUUCUGGGUACUUUCCCCUCGUUCUUCGAACCAGCAACCGACUCGAUUCUACGCUAUUCGACUGUACGCGAAACUGAAUAUCAAGAUCUCGAGCGAUCGCACAAGUCUGAUUCUUGAAUAAUCUCUUGCUAUUCAACCGCACGCUACUCGCCCUAAAUGGCCAAACCAUUUGCAGUUCGUCUGUGAAAGUACCCACGUCGGAUUAUCCGUCAACGGGCUCACAGCAGUUCCGAUUGAUUUUUGCUGUUUGUCGCUGCAAAAUGGGAUCCCUUUCUUACAAAAGGAUAUUGCGAGAACUUAUGAGAGAUCGAUAGUUAUGAAAAGAGUUGAAAAAUUGUUAUUCAAUGCGUAUCGAAAUUUACGAAUAAACAAGAAAAAAUUGUUUUCAAGAACGAUUAGUCUCGUUGCAUUGAUAUUCGCAUUAAUUAGGAAUUGCAUCGUGCUGAAUGAAAUUUUUUAUCGAACGUCGCGCUUCGUUUAGUUUCAUAGUGAAUAUUUGUUUCGACGAUAAGGUAACAAAAUCACUUCGCCAGGCUUGACGUAUUUUCAGAAUCGAAGCUAUCGUAGUAGUUAAAUUGUAACGUGUACUACACGCGAUCGUCGUUCGUCUGGUAGUGUCUCGUCGAAUUUUCUGUCGACCACGAGUCUAGAAGCAGGAAACAUUUUAGUCAAUAUAUAAGAGUGCUCAGUAUUUAAUACGAUAUUCCAUUUACUAUUUUGACUCGUGACCAGACUCGAGACUCGUAGAUGCUCGAACGAAUCGACGUCGCCGGGAAAUAGCAUUUCCUUUUCGAGCUAUAAGAGUCACCGUGUUUUUCGAGCAACGUUAGAUUUCAUGCUGUACAUACUUCGUUAAUUUCGAUAACUGGACGGUUUUGUUUCACUUCGACUCGUUUCAGGAUCAGCUUACAUUGGAACAACGUGGUGCCAUAGUUUUGUUAUAUGUGUAACAAACUCUUUUAUUUAUUACAGCUUAAUAAGACCUCGUUACAGUUUGUUUCAUGUAAUAACAAUUUGAAUAUUUCGUGUUUCGUGCAAUUCAUUUUAAAUGUUUAAAAACAAUUCUCCUAAAUGUAUUAAGUAAUGAAUGUUUAAAAGUUAGUUUUAUUAUUUCCUGAAAUUAUACAAAUCGACGUUGUUCCAAUGUGAUAAAAGUUCAAUUAGCGCAUUAUCUACAUUUAACUAACCCGCGCAUAUACCUAAAUUUCCACGACUUCGAGUGAUCAUCUCGAUUAAAAACAGUGCAUACGAGAAGCAUAUCUUUAGACGCAGGAAAUUAAUCCUAACAUUCCUCAGUGUUUAAUACGAGCACGAAGCACGUUACAGAACCAAACUUUAGCUCCCUUAGAGCCGAAUAAUUUAUUCCUCUCGCGAAAGAAUAAAACUGAAAAAACGAACGCUCAAAAAUGCAAAAAAUAGAAUUAAAAAACAAAAAUAAGCAAACGCAAUCUUGUAGACUGUGUUAAAUAAACAGAAACUGGAGAAAUACUCGACAACUAACUUAGACGAAGAAGCUUGUCAACGCAAGUAGAAAAAAAGAAACAUCGGAAUCUCGUUAACGGAUAGUCUCGCAGGCGGGUUUUGUUAAACAUAUAAUAAAACGAAAACAAGAAAAAAACGAAAAAAAACUAUAGCACGUUUUGGCCAUUGGCAUUGACGCGACAACCAAUCACGUUAUCUUUUAAAUACUAUUAUAAUGGUUACAAAAUAAUAAUUAAAAAAAAAACGUUGUUAACGAUGUUAAAGGAACGAUUUAAAAUGAAAAAAAAAAUAAUAGUACGUAGAGGAUAUAAACUAUAAUCGAUAAUGCCUCGAUUGGUGGAAUAACCAUUCUCGAUCUUUAAAUCAGCUAACUAAUUAAACUUAUGAAUUAAAUUUAAAGCACUUAAUGGUUCGCGCCGGAAGGUUUUGUUAGAAUACAGUACUAAGUAGGGAAGACAAAAAAAAAUAUUUAAAAAAAUACGGUUAUCUCAAGUGAGUGUCAUUAGGGAAGCAAAAUAAUCGCGGAAAAGAUAUUAACGAAGAUAGUUCGGCAUGUCACAGUGUCGAGUCAAAUAAAAAAUGAAACGAAAUAAAAAAAAAAGAAACAAGGAAACGUAAUAACAUUAAUACGAUGAAUUAUGCGUUUAAAUGUCACGGUUUCAACGACUUCGUUUCGCGAUGAAAUCUUUUUUGAACGUGUUCCCUUCUUCCCAGCGACAGCUGCAAAAUCAAGAAUAGCCAAUCGCGAAACGAAACGAUUCUCCGUGGUUGUUAGUUCUUGGUUCUUUUCCGCAAACACGUUUGCUGUAGUUCAAGUUGGUGGAAAGAGUCGCAUGGCGACGAUUUAUUGUUAAAGCGCGACCGAUUCGAGCCCUUCGGUAGCCAAUUUGAAUUUUCAAGCAACUUUCAAGAAAUCCCUGCAAUGAAUGUAACACUAUUGAUUUUUGGAUUAUUUGAUUCGCAAGAUGUAAGAGCUUCCAGAAGUAGAUAACAUUAAACUAUGCUUCGAAAUAUGACAGGCUUAUUCCUAUAGCUUCUGUUAUACCAUGUAAAAGUAUCAUAAAGUACGCGAAUAUGCAAUAAGCAAAAUCAGAGUUAGUAUACUAUUGUUAUAUAAUUACAGCAGAUAACGAUGUCUAUCGAAAUUUUUAUUAACGGGACAAUUUCCAUGGUGUAAUGUGAUUGAAGCUGCUAUUGACAAACUGUGAAGGAAGGAAGAGCAUUAUACGUUCUACAAUUAUAAUUAUAAUUCGUUUCACGAGAGUUAAUAUCGGUUUAUGCGUGGAUGUACACCGUUUAUAGCCUGCUGUAAAGUGUCUCAUAAAAACCGGUUGCAAAUGAAGCAAUUAGGUGCACGAUAUGUGUUCGAUAAAUUAAUGAAAUUGGCCUGCGAACGGCUCAGAUUCGUUGCAUGUCGCGACGGCGGCGUUGAACGACGCUCCCAUUUUAAUCGUAUUUAAACGCGUUAACGUUAAGCGAGCAAACACUGAUUGUUAACGGAGAAUUAACAUCCAGCCUAUUGAUAUUACUUGUUAUUGAUUAGUUCUUAUGCGAGCGUGAAAAAAAAUAACCAUAAUAAUAAAACUAUUCGGGAAUAUAAUCGUAAAACGCACACGCCGAAUUUUUCGCGUGCUACGAAAUCUCAGUUGGAUUAUUCAACGAGUGACUUGUUGUUUCAAGAGAAGGGAGAAAAUAAUGCAUAGAAUUGCAGUGAAAGAAGGAGAUAGCAGCCCGUAUUUAAAAGAAGAAGUUCCAACGUUCUAGCGAAGAGAAAUAAAAUAAAAUAAAAAAUAAAGGCGAUAAGCUGUUCGAUAAUUAAGAAAUUAUAUACUCGUUCUGUGAAAAAAUUUACUUGUUCUCACAUAUCGAAGUCAAGUUGGAAUUCGAAACAAGUUGCUCACUGAACAAAAAAAAAAUAAUAACGAUUUAAAGAUAUAAAUGUUAAACGAGGAAAAUAAAAGGCGAGGAUGAAGAAUAACGAAGAAAAGUAUAAACUAAAUUCGUUGCUCACGAAUGCUCAUUUAUUGUUUUUAUCCAGCGCGGUUCCAGUGUUUACGAGUUGUCGUAAGCCGGCCGCUUAGUGAGAAUAAUUAAUGUUCGAGUGUACUACUUUCAACUAUCACGCUCAACGUUCAAGCAUUUAAGCUGUUCACGAGAUUCAGGGUCUUAGAGAUUAAUUAGACAAAACGGUAGAAAAAUUGUCGAGACGUUCGUAAAAACUAAAACGGAAGAAAUGGAAACACUAAUUCGUAAAUUACAAGAAGAGGAUGAAACAGUAGUAGAAAUAAAUAAACGCGCAGACACCGGGAAAAGGGAGUGUUCUCUUUCACGUUUCGGGGAUCUUUUCGUUUGAUCGUUUCGUUUCGAGGGAAAUAAACGUUACACGUUGUAUUUACGUACUACGUAACAUGUAUCGAUGAGAAAAGCAUAGAGUAUCGAUAUUAAUCUAUAAUUGAACUAAUCGAAUCGACGAGGGAAGAAAAUAAACGAUAAAAAUAGGAAAGAGAAAAAUGAUAUUUAAAUUCAAGCGGACUGUGACGACCCGUUCGUUCUUUUUCUCUUUUUGUAACAAUCGUAUCGAUGAUUACGCUGAUACGAUAGGGUGAUUUUAAUUGCACGUGCUGCAGAAAUAUUUCCACCUUCUUGAACUCUGUGAAAGAAAACGAGACGCGAGAGCUUCUUUUCGAAAGAUAAGAAUAUAUCACGCAGCAAACGUCGCAUGACAGUGAGACGAAAGUACGCUUUCUUGUGCGUGAUCGAACGAUAUCACGGCUAUAAAACAGAGGUUCGUCGUGCUUUUUGAAAAAUCGCUUUCAAAGCGAAAUAGAAUCCGAUCUAAAGGCUCGAUCAUCGUUUGAAUUUCUGACGAGCAUUUCUCCGUUCGAAGUAAUAUUUUCUUUUAUCUUUGCCUAGCAGUUCGGUUACGGGCAACGGUUGCAAGUUUUCUUUGAGCGAAACUUCCGAAUUAGAACAAAACUUUUCUUCCAGUUUAUUCUCGAUCCCCUUUACAAGGAAAUUUCUCUUUGCUGAGUUUUUCGAUAGAAAUUAUUCCUCAAAAGUUUUCUCGUAGAGCGAGACGUCAGCUUUUUCAUGGAGCGAUCGAAUUUUCCUUUCAAGAAAAGUUAAUAAGCAUACCUUGGACGAUUUACACGGAAUAGAAUAUUUGGCAUAGUUGUAUUAUAUUUGAAACGUGAUUUUUAAAACAAUGACGCCAUCGAACGUCUAAAAGUAGCAGCCUACCAUCGGGACAUAAUAAGAUUUUUGUUUAAAAAUAAAUAGAGGAGAAAAGACGGAAAAGUAAGCGGAAAUAAGCAAGGGAAAGGCUUAAAAGAGGAAAACGGACGAAACGAAGAAGCGGAAUUUACAGAGAAAUAACGCAACUUGCGCCUUUGAUAAAGAAAAAAAACAAGAAUACAUAUAUGUAUUAAACUCAGCUUGUCACGCGCGGGGUUAUCAUUAUAAACUAUUAAUCUUAUGAUAAUUAAAAUUAAUAAUAACGGUAAAAUCACGAAGAAGGAGAGAAACAAUGAUAAUAUUAAUAAUAACAUUAGUACUAAUGAUAUUAAUACUGAUAACAAUAAUAAUUAUAAUAAAUAAAUAAUAGCGUAACGGUAACGUACUAAUUAUUAAUUCUCCGCCUGUGUGCAUUUUUCUUUCUACGACGUUAUUAAUCUAUGACUAAGGCGACUUCUAUGAAGAAUCGUUUCCAAUAACGAAUAAAGAAAAAAAAAAGGGAAAUAUUAUAUGGUUAA